Molecule: messenger RNA, 960 nt
Organism: Moneuplotes crassus
Lineage: Eukaryota; Ciliophora; Spirotrichea; Euplotida; Euplotidae
Source: the annotation of a GenBank genome assembly
UCUAAUCUACCUCAAAAGUAGGAUAAAGUGCCUGAACCCUGCAGGAGUGACUAUCAACGUGAUGGAAAGGUACAGGACAUAAUUUACUACCAAUUCUAAAAUCCAACUCAGAAUUGUCCUCAAAAAUCUGAACAGCUCCAUCGAAUGUGAUGAACUGCUAUUUUUGAGGACUUAAUGACCUAAAACCAGAUUAUUUCCUCGUAGUUGCCAUCUUUUAUGAAGGAAAGCUAGAAUUCUCAAGGAAGAAGUUCUACCGGGCUUCUAGUAGUGACUUCAAAUUCUCUGAACUUCCUGAAACAUUGAAGCAGCAUAAUGAAUAUGUUAAUAAAUACAAUGAUUUCUUUAAUGGAAAGCAUGAAAAUAUUAAAAAAUUUAGAAACCCUAACUGGUGAAGGAAAAUACGAACAGGCAGCUGAAGAAAAUCCUGAAGGAAAGGGAGAAGAUAAUAAAGAUACCGAUACUGAGCCUGAGGAUGACGAGGUCAAGGAACUUCCUCAAAACUUCACUGAGUUUCAUAGACUUGCUUUUGUGAUAAAGGCCACCAAGAAUGACUGUCAGGUCGUUCCGGUUGGAAGUAUUAAACUCAAUCCUCUUCAUGAAGUUAGAAAAAUUAGGAUUUAAAUAUCUUGACCAUACAAACUGUCUUAGUGAAAAAUCAUACCUUCACUUUAGAAGUGCUUAGACUAAAGAUAAGAAAGACUUGAACGAAAAAGAUGAUGCUAUUUUCAGAUUUGAUUUCCUUGAGUCUAUCACUGAUGGUGAUAUCAAAGGAAGCUGGAGUGUCCAACAGGAUACAAAGAAAUCACAAGUAAUUAUCAAAUCUUCUCUCUGGUCAGGCUACUACCCUUGCCACCAUCUGAAGCCUAAGAUAUUUGAAGGUAUCUACAUCAGAAACGGGACUAAAAUGUUGAUCUCCCCUUCAUACUCUAAUAGAAUUAACUGGAAAUUUAUUUCAAUUUU